AUGGUUGUCUUCAGCAAGGUUACCGCUGUUCUCGCUUGCUUUUCAGCCUUUGCCUCGGCUGUGCCAGUGAAGAGCCCUCGUAAGGGCUUCACUGUGAAGCAGGUUAACAAGACUGUUACCGGCACCAGGACUAUCAACUUGGCUGGUGUAUACGCCAAUGCACUGGCUAAGUAUGGUGGUACUGUCCCAGCCCACGUUCAUGCUGCUGCCGUGAGCGGAUCUGCCAUCACCACGCCCGAGGAGUAUGAUGUUGAAUACCUCACGCCAGUCACUAUUGGCAGCUCCACCUUGAACUUGGACUUUGACACCGGCUCUGCUGAUCUCUGGGUCUUCUCUAGCGAUCUUGCUGCUUCGUCGCAAGCUGGCCACGACAUUUACAACGUUGGCACCAGUGGCACUAAGAUUUCGGGUGCUACAUGGUCGAUCUCAUACGGUGAUGGCAGCUCUGCCAGUGGUAGUGUCUACAAGGAUACUGUCACCGUUGGUGGAGUCACGGCCACCGGCCAAGCUGUUGAGGCUGCCAGCAAGAUCAGCUCACAGUUCCAAUCGGACCAAAACAAUGAUGGCCUGCUGGGUCUGGCUUUCAGCUCCAUCAACACUGUCAAACCCACAGCUCAGACGACGUUCUUUGAUACCGUCAAGUCCAAGCUUGGCUCGCCCCUGUUCGCUGUCACUCUCAAGCACGGCGAACCUGGCACCUAUGACUUUGGCUACAUCGACGAGAAGAAGUUCACCGGAUCUGUGACCUACACCGAUGUUGACAGCUCCGAUGGUUUCUGGAGCUUCACCGCUGACAGCUACAAGGUCGGCACAGGUGCUGCUGGUGCCUCUAUCACAGGCAUUGCUGACACUGGAACCACUCUCCUCCUGCUCCCCACAUCAGUUGUCUCCGCCUACUACAAGAAGGUUACCGGUGCCACGAACAGCUACUCCGCUGGUGGCUACAUCUUCCCUUGCACCGCUGUUCUACCUGACUUCACUGUGACCAUUAAUGGCUACAAUGCCGUUGUCCCCGGUGAGCACAUCAACUACGCUCCGGUCACAACUGGUAGCUCUUCCUGCUACGGUGGUAUCCAGAGCAACUCUGGUAUUGGCUUCUCCAUCUUUGGUGAUAUCUUCCUCAAGAGUCAGUAUGUCGUUUUCGACUCCGAAGGACCUCAAAUUGGCUUCGCCGCUCAGGCAUAA
Molecule: messenger RNA, 1185 nt
Organism: Penicillium vulpinum
Lineage: Eukaryota; Fungi; Ascomycota; Eurotiomycetes; Eurotiales; Aspergillaceae
Product: pepsin-like aspartic protease
Exons: 3
Coding region: 1-1185 (394 amino acids)
Biological process (GO): proteolysis
Molecular function (GO): aspartic-type endopeptidase activity
Source: RefSeq, a predicted model, not a curated record